Phytophthora nicotianae INRA-310 is the source of this 1371-nucleotide messenger RNA. RefSeq lists its product as hypothetical. The coding region runs from base 57 to 587 and encodes 176 amino acids. Lineage: Eukaryota; Oomycota; Peronosporomycetes; Peronosporales; Peronosporaceae. The record is from RefSeq and is a predicted model, not a curated record. The transcript has a single exon. Gene Ontology annotation, molecular function: zinc ion binding.
CCGUACUAUGUCAUUUCCCACCAUUCUGAUUCCAGGUGAUCGAUCGGCCUAACAUCAUGCACGACGAGCGUCCGUUGGAGGCUCCUGCAGAGCAACCGAUGAUUGAUCUUACCGUUCAGAUGGAUGCUCCUGGCGACGUAGGCGCUCAUGACCAAGAACUGGGCCGUGACAGCUCCAAUGAGCUCAUCGACCUUACUGAAGACUCGACUACAACGUCACCAGAUCAAAAGUCGAGUCGAAAUCCAGGAGAAGGGCAGCAGGUUCCCGCGCUACAGCGCGCUCUUAAUCAAGCAAGCAAUGAUCUGGCGAAUUUUCGGGACAGCAACCGCCGGAUUCUAGAUGAACAAGAGGCAGCACUAACGUGUCCGAUCUCGUACGAGCUGUUCGAGAAUCCAGUAGUGACCGCGUGCUGUGGCAAAACCUUCUCGUCGGAAGCACUAACUGAAGUCCUCAGAUGGAACCCGCGAUGUCCUGUGUGUCGCACUCCUGGGGUACGGACUCAUGCGAGCCGCGAUAUGUCAAAUCUGGUUGAGCUGUAUCGGAAACAACGCUCUCUUCUGACCCAAGCUGAGGCAGAAGUGAAGUAAUCGACGGAGUCGGCAGAGCUUGCUAGCGAUCGACAGUCGUCCAGUAGUACGAGCUCGCGUCGUAGAGGCCGUGAAGAGCGUCGAAAUCAACGCGUACAUGCACGAUCUGCCGUCGCACGACCCCAGUCGACAAAUGCUGCGGCGACUGGUAUACCAGCUCCAGCAAGGGCAGACUGGCAGGAUGAAGAUAGUGAUGAUGACUGGCAGGAUGAGUAUCUGUGGUGGCUUCAAACCUGAACUUACCAAGGUCUCUGGAGCCAAAUGCCGACCCAACAACUCAUUUAUUCUUUUGAGUUCAAUGCAGGUGUCAAGCUGGAGGGUAGUUAGUGACGCUGGACGUCCAAAAUAAGGUUAUGCUAUGCACUUUGAAGUGCAAAAAGCUACUGCUUUCUCUCUACGUGGCUAUCACCACAGCAUGGGUGUUCUAAAACGCGACCAUGUCUGCACCUAGCUACCACGCGAAAAAACACGGGCAUACUUCCACUGCUUGCAGCAAGUGGCUAGCUGCCCAAAUGAAAUCACAGUGGACGCCUUCUGCGACUGCUAAUGUUCAAGAUGCUAGUGCCAUAGUACAACAACCUGAGCACAUUCUCCGAGGCGUCGUGUUGUCACUGCGUGGUUUCAGCUGUAUGCGGUACCAUUGUUUUGCAGCUUUAUAUUGUGUAAACAACGUGCUAGAACUUGAGAUAUCGAGCUAAGAUCACCUUCAUCAUCGAACGCAACGUACGGCUUGUAACAUUGCAUGAAUUGACACGGUGAGUUUACAAGUACCAGCCGAGCAUUC